Messenger RNA from Dunckerocampus dactyliophorus (ringed pipefish), 9680 nucleotides. It is a transcript of the gene vstm2a, whose product is annotated as V-set and transmembrane domain containing 2A. The record is from RefSeq and is a predicted model, not a curated record. The transcript is spliced from 5 exons. The coding region runs from base 354 to 1055 and encodes 233 amino acids. NCBI's taxonomy places the organism in Eukaryota, Metazoa, Chordata, Actinopteri, Syngnathiformes, Syngnathidae.
AACAACCGGCGGAAAGAGUAGACGCAUCAGUAAAGGUGCAUGAACGCCGCACAGUGAUUCACCAGACUGACUGACGUCUCUCCGGUGCUGCACACACUCAAGUCCCCCCAGCCCGCUUCUUAUUUUGCAGACUUGAGUCGAGCCAAAGCAGUCGACGGUCUCCGCUGCAGCGGACACACAGAAAAGACGCACAAGAGCAGGGAAGGAACUUCAGCAGCGACUGCUUUUGCGGCAUGUUCAACCUGCGGCAGCCGCCGUUUAAACGCACCGACGCAGAAACCGUUUGAUUUUUGCUCCCGCCCCCCUCCCCCCCGAACCCGUUUGCAUGUAAAGAAACCUUCAACAUUGCAACCAUGUGGACGUCUCAUGAUACCGCUGGAUUUAUCGUCUUGGCUGGGUUUUUUGUGCAUUUCGGAUUCUCCUUUGAAGGUCGCUUCACCGAUCUGCCCUCCAACAUGACGGUUAAAGAGGGACAAAACAUAGAAAUGGCGUGCGCCUUCCAGAGCGGAACCACGUCAGUUUAUUUGGAAAUCCAGUGGUGGUUCGUGAAAGCGCCGGAACCCGCCGAGACCGGCGAGGAUGUCGAUACCGAAGAGAUGGAGAUAACGCCAGAGCCUGAUGAUGAGGGGACGAAAAUAAGUACAGUUAAAGUCCAGGGCAACGACAUCUCCCACAAGCUACAAAUCUCCCGAGUCAGCAAGAGUGAUGAGGGCUUGUACGAGUGCCGCGUGACACAAGCAAACUACGGGGAGAUUGUGGAUUACAAAGCCCAAGCUUGGUUGAGGGUCAACGCCACCGCUAGAGCACGACGUCCACCGCAGCCUCCCAAGAAGAGCUCUCCAUUACACCUGACGGACAAGAAGCCAAGAAAGUCCACCUCGUCUUUGGGCCAAGACAGCAUGAGUUCAGACCAGAGUGUGGAUUCUUCGUCUACUUCUCACACAUCAUCGAAUACAGCCAAACACAACACCAGCUCAGGUACAAGAAUAUCAGCCUGGUAUCGAUUCGCUGCCGUCCUUCUGGCUUGUGGUUUGGUGAGGGAGGCCUUGUUAUAAUAUGCAGAGGGGAUACGGCUGAAGAACUGACUUGGUUUCUCUCUGUUCGCUCUUAAAGUGAACACGAGAUUUGCUUGUUUUAUGUCCCCCCCCAUACCACGACCAUGCAGACUGCACAGUAUAAGCUCCAUUCCGCUGCCAAUACUACCGCUGUUGCACCCAGCACAUUAGCAAGUCACUUUAAAAUCAGAUGGAAACACCUUUUGUAAAAAAAACAACAAAAAAAACGCAGAAAAAGGUCCAAGGUACAAUGCUCCGAUGUGAAAAUGGACUCUGUUGUUAGAUAACUCACAUGGAGGAAUCACUUUCUUAUAGUUUUGCUGUUCAAGGUCACGUGUUCAUUUGUCAAAAUGGACAAGAAAAAAGAAGAAUCUAUAUUUGUGUUAUAAAUAUAUAAAUAUAUAUUAAAUUAUCUGUUUUAUUUUAAACACCUAGAUUUAAUGUAUGUGCUGUAUACAUAGCUAACACCAUUUUAUUGUGAAUAGGCCCCCGGUCAAAGACUAAAAAGAGAUUUCAUUUUUGACUGUUAACAUGAGAUUUCUUUUUGUUUUCAUUUGUCUUGAAGCUGUUCAAAUGAUCUAGUGUGCAUACUUUUACAUCUCGUUUGUGAUACAAAUGUGCAUGCUUAAUGACCAAGGCUUAAAAGGAGCGGAGUGUACUACGAUAUUUGAACAACACGAGUCACCACUUGGAGUUCAGUGUUUUCAGUAUUUCCGAUUUAGCUUUAUUUUCAAUGUGCUAGUUUUGAUGUGGAGGAAAAAAAAAAAAAUGUCCGUGUCAUUUUAAUUUGUAUUGCACCCUUUUAAUGAAUAAAAUGGAUGUCACAAUUCAUGAAUAAUUCCAAUAUGUGACAACUGGAGAAUCCAUUUGAAUGCCUUUGCUGUUUUGUCAUCUCUCAUUAAGAAUCAUUUGGUUAUUUAACCAGAAGGAAAACAACAGUUGCUAUAUUUAUAUUACGCUGACACACGUAUUGCAUAAUGUUGACAUUUUCAUUUUGGGAAGCGACUAUCUUAUACUAUUAGACUGAACUUUAUUUUCAGAUGUGGCAUUGUUCUCCAUGUAGUGUUCACAAACUGUAAAAGACUUGACAAUCUGUGACAGAUAAUUAAGACAAAAUAAUUAAUGAUGUAGUCCUCCAGAAUACUGUAGACUAGGGAUGCUCCGAUCAGGGUUUCAUGCUGCCGAAACCGAUCAUCCAUGAGUGAACUGUACAUUUUUCAAUUGAUUUAUGAUGAGUGGUAUUGGUCAGGGCCCAUGGUAAAUAGGUAACUAUUAAAUAAACAUUUUGGCGGACGAUUUUUGUGCUAUUUGCCACAAACCUGAACUUAAUUUCAUGCGUGUUUUGGAGUAAUACGAGUACAUGGGAAAUAAACUGUUCAAUAAUUAUUUUUUAGCUCAAGAUAACAAAAUUAUCAGACUAAAAUAACACAAAUAUCUUUAUGAAGUAGAAAUCUGUCCUGCUUAACUUUAAAACCGAAUAACCAGGUUGCAGGGAUCUCCAACUCGAUCUGUCAACGACUUAUGUUUUAUUCAUGACUGGCAACAUUGAAAUUGUACAGUACGUUAUUUACCAACCAGAUUUCCACUCAAACAUUAUGCUAUUUUGUGGUCAUUUGUCAUUAUAUAAAAGGAAUAAAGUCUGAAUUCAACAGUUCAACAGCCGGACACACUACAGUAUGUGUUUAUGUUCAUUAGGCAACCACACGCAAAUAGUGUUUGGAGGUCAGGACAUAAUUAGUGUAAUGACAACAAGAGAGUGAUGUUGUUCAGUUACACUUUAAAGUUAGUCCAUACCCCAUGAACGUGAUAUCCACUUGUGGCUUUUCCGUGGGACAAAAACAAGCUCCGAACUAACCGCAUCGCUUGUUUGUUUUCAAGACAAAAUGUCAACUGUGGUUAAAAAGUCACAUUUGGAGUCCAAAGACCAGAAGCAAGGUGGAUAACUCUAGCUAGCUGCGGCCAGUGCAAAGUACAGCCGGUGACAGAUGGGCAAAGCUUGUAAACAAAGAUGCAAGAAUAGUCGAUGUGUUUGGUGAGGGAGUGAUCAAACAUGCCGGCAUCGAUUGGUGUAGCCUGUGGCGAGCUUCAUACGAGACGUGUAGUUUUGUUGGCAAGCCUACGUGACAACAAACGUAGGAUCUCCCGCCGCACGGCUUUGACACACACCGAUCACAUCAUUUUUACGGAAAUCGGCUGAUACUGAUCGGUGGCUGAUCAAUCGGAGCAUCCCUACUGUGUGGACCCUUUUCAAGUCACUUCAGACCACUUUUGCUGUCUCUUACAGGGCUUACAUGUGUUUAUUUCCGCUAUGUGUACAGUAGUUGCUCACUAUUGUACACCAAAACUUCCUGCUAGCGUGCUCGUUGACGUUCUCCUGCGAUUUCAGAUCAACAUUUGCAAUAAAAGUGACCAGUCUCCAGUGACAUAUGCUGAGGUUCAUGGCUGGUGAGGCGCUCCUAAGCAGUUAUUUUUUUGUUAUAAUUCAGGUUGCUCGUUAAGAGAACAACAAGAAAUCGUGAAUAAUCCACGUUUGUUAAAAUUGUUUUCCACUAUAAUAUACUACUAUACUAUAUUAAUUUUGUAUUAACUGAAAAAACAUUUGGGGGUUAUUUGUUGUCAGUAGACUUGCUGCUUUCCAGCUGAUGCUUUAGUGGUAAAAAAAAAAAAAUACAUAAAAUGCUGGGUUUCUGCUUUUUUUCACAUUUCUCCUAAGGAAAUGUGAAAAAGCGUCUGUUUUUAUUUAAGAAAAUGUUAAAAAAACGAUUGGAAUCAUACAGAAAAUACAUUUAUAAUACUGUUUAAUGUGCAAAUAUUAAUAUUUAUUUUGAAUUAUCAUUAUUUGUUGCUUUCCUUGGUCCCCUGACCACACAUCACUGCCAGUCUAUUUCCAAUAUACCUCAUACACUUAUUGAACACACUUUAAAAUAUAAAUUGUAUCGCUACUGAAUGCUAAUGAAUGAUAAUGUAAUAUGAACAUAUGGAAUUGGAGUCACUGUGUUUCAGAAAAGUUUCACUUUUGCGUCUCACAGCAACAACAGUAUAAUGUGUUAAAGAAAGGGCCGUGGAGAGUGCAAAAGUGCAAAAUCACAACACUUGAUGACAAAAAUUAGCAACGCAUAAAGACAAAAGGUAAAAAUUGUGGGCUUGUGGUCCAUGUAUGCUGUAUGUUUCAUUCCCAGACUGAAAGUACAGAGUCUAUGUUGCCAUGCCCCUCUAGGAAGUGAAAGUUAAGCCUGUUGCACCUAUUGUGUGUCUGCCUCUUCUCCCAAUAUUUUUCCAUCAGUUAUUUGUGAGUGUUUUACAACUCUAGCUGUGCUAUGUGAGUGUCAUGAAAGCAUUACUACGGGAAGCUAUUAGACUGUGUGAGUGACAACAAUGCACCUAUUGUGUGUCUGCCUCUUUUCCCAAUAUUUUUCCAUCAGUUAUCUGUGAGUGUUUUACAACUCUAGUUGUGCUAUGUGAGUGUCAUGAAAGUAUUACUAUGGGAAGCUAUCAGACUGAACCUAAAAGUGUAGGUUAAUAAUCAUUAUCAUCAUAUCGAACAUCACCGUAUUAAAGCAUUAGCAUUCUUAACUAGGUUUGAAACUGCCUUUAAUGGCAAAAAAUAAGCUGUUGGAAGUUUCCAGAGAACCAUAGCCUGCAAUAAAGCACCUGACUGUCGUAUGAUGACCACUCCAGAACAAAGAUAUUGAGAAAAAUAUGACAAAGAAUAAGAUGAAGAAGAAUAAGAACAAGAAUAUGGACGACACUAUGAUGAAUAUGAAGAAGAAUACGACAAAGAAUAAUAACAAGAAAAAGAUUAUGGAAACGCACAAAGAUAUGAAAAAGAAGGACACGAAUAAGAAGAAUGACAAAACAGAAGAAGAACAAGAAUAUGGAGAAAAACAUGACAAAUAUGUAGAAGAAUGUGACAAAGAAGAACAUGAACAGGAAAAGAAGACAAAGAAGAAUACAACAAUGAAGAAGAAGAACAUGAAUAGGAACAAGAAGAACAUGAAUAACAAGAAUAAAGGAAGAAGAAUCUGCCAAAGAAGAAGAAUAAGCCUAUGGAGAAGAAUAGGAAGAACAUGAUGAAGAAAAAUACAAAAAAAAUAUGAAGAAGAAUGAAGACGAAGAAUAAUAAGAAUGUGAAGAAAAAGAAGAAUACGACAACAGAAGUACUAAAUGGAAUACUAAGAAGAAAAUACUCCUUGUGAAAUGGAUUUGAUGGGAAAACACAACCUUUAGAGCUUUACAAACCCCAAAAAUAUUUCUAUUUGAUAUGUAUAAUUCAGUGUGGAAACAAACAUCACUACACAGGAUAUCAAUCAAGGAUAUAUAUGUGGUCGGAGUUCGGUGAUGAAGAACGUAGUUCCAGGUAUUUGCCUGGGGUGUUGCGAGUCAGGAGUUUGUAUUACCAAACAAUAUGAGAGUAAUACAAUUGUAACACAAAAAUGUCUAUCGAGGGAAAGGCUUCUUGAGACGUCAUCUGUACUUCUGUGAAGAAGGUGUCGGACGUUUCGCUCCUCAUCCGAAGAGCUUUGUCAGCGAACUAAUAAGUGCUGGUAGCUUAGGCCUUAAAUACAGUAAGAGUGGGUGAAAUUGGUGUGCCAAGACCCUCCUCCUAUUGGUUCCUUACACUAAGACUGGGCGGAGUUGUGGUCUAAUCCUCCCCUGCCAUUAGCACCUCCGAUCAAAGGGAAGUGUAGCUCCCUGUAGUUGGGUAUGAAUGACUCUGAUACUGGCUCGUUAGCAUCUAUUGUUCUGGCUCGGCCCUGGCUCCACCUCAUUUGCAUGACUAGGAACUGUGGGUUUUGGUCUCAGUAACCUGCUGAACACAGGGUCCAAAUUAAACCUCAGGCUACCAGCACUUGUUAGUUCGCUGACGAAGCUCUUCGGAUGAGGAGCGACACGUCCGACACCUUUUUCACAGAAGUACAGAUGACGUCUCAAGAAGCCUUUCCCUCGAUGGACAACUCCUGUACGACUGAGAGCCUACACAGAGACAAAAAUGCCUAGUCGAAAAAAAAAAAUCAGACCUCACAAAUCGCGCGUCGUUAUAUUUGUCUCCCGUCGUAUUCCUGCGCACUGUCGCCUGUGCAUGUGAUCAGAAGCCGAAAUGUCAUUUUUAUUUUAUGCAGUUAUCCUUAGAGUUUAGUUUAUUCUGGUUUGUUUUGGGGUUUAUUGUGGUGUCCUAUAUUUUGUUUGGCCACUGGUGGCAGUAUGGAUUGGCCACCACUCUAGACAAUACAGUAUAUUCAUCCAUUCGUUCAGUCUUUGUUUGGAUCGCAUUAUGACCUGGAUCCCCCGCACCGGAAGCAAAUACAAUCGGUAGGACGAGGUAGUCGCAACAGCUUUUCUAAUCCGUCCUAAAUAAGCAUGAAGGCGUGCAAAACUACAUCAGUUUGUCAGGUGCUUUUGGCAAGUGUGUUGCUCAUUUCUUUCUCCUAAAUAAAUAUGGCAGAAUGAGUUGAGCCUACCUACAACGGAGCCAUCUGGCAACAGUGAUUCAAACAAAGCUCGUCAGAUUGACGAGAGCAAACAAGAGCUGGAAAACACGCUGUCUGAGAGGCUGAAAGUUACAGAGGAGCCAGGCUUUGGGUAACAACAAAAAACACUGAUAAUAUAAAUGAAAGACUGUUGUUGUGGUCCUGAGUGCAAAGCUCUGUCACAUCUCUGCAACUUCUUGUCACAUUAAACUGAGUUACGGUCUGCCGGGACAUCUCGAUAGUGACCAUAGGAAUUUGUAGACUGCACAUACAGUCCUUCCUUGACGCUUCGCGGUUCGAAUUUCACAGCUUCACUAGGUCACGGUAUCUCUUUCGUGGUAGACUACGGUCUAUUAGUCUAUUAGUCUAUUAGUCUAUUAGUCCUGCAUAUUUAAAUCAAAUUUUACAUAUUAAGCUUUUUCAAGCAUAAAAAUGGCAAAAUGAACAAAAUACAAAUAUAAGGCAUUCAGAAGACUCAUUCAAAGCUGUGAUAUGUAGUAUUUUACACUGGUCACAAGGUGGCAGUAAUGCUACAUUGAUGAGACGAUAGCCGCCGUAAGGAAGUACGCUGUCCAGAAAAAAACAAGGAACUCUCCCAAUGUUAACGUGUGAGUCUAUGUUACAACUUAUUUAGGUCUAUAUGUCUUAUUUUGCCAUAUAGUGGCCUAGUGGUUAGCAUGUUGGCCACACAGUCAGGAGAUAUGGGUUCGAAUCUCUUUGUGGAGUUUGCGUGGGUUUUCUCCGGGUACUCCGGUUUCCUCCCACAUUCCAAAAACAUGCACGUUCGGUUAACUGGCGACUCUAAAUUGUCCAUAGGUAUGAAUGUGAGUGUGAAUGUUUUUUGUCUAUAUGUGCUCUGCGAUUGACUGCUGACCAGUCCAGGGUGUACCCUUCCUCUUGCCCAAAGUCAGUUGGUAUGGAGGUAUGGUUAGCGGCAUACAAAAUGAAUGAAUGAAUGUCUUAUUUUCUGUUAUUAUGUCUACUAUAUCAGUAAUACGAGUAUAAAUGUGACUGUGGGGUGUUAUUUCAUGUCUAGAGGGCUCUAAUAAUGUUAAAAAAAACGUAUUUAGAAGGUUGUGAACAGGUUUUCUAUGCUACAAAAUAUUCCAUUUAUAAAGAAGGAAUCCUACUUGGCAGAAAUUCCCUUAUCACUGUCGGGUCUGGAACCAAUUAACCGCGAUAAACGAGGGAUUACAGUACUACUAUGUACAGUAUAUAGUAUAUAUACAGUAACUGAGCCUGGUUAGCAAACCAGUUUGCUAGCAACACUUUUGUCUUCUCUUUGUUCGAAUGCUGCUAGCUCUCAAAAGUUUCACUGCUGCUUUGAGUUCCGAGCGAAUUUUAUUUGUUGGCCAUCUCAGUUGUGAGAGUUGGUAUGCAGUGACCAACACUUUAAAUGUCCUAAAAUGUUUCCUAUACAGCUUUGUUCUUGACUUUAACUCAUUAAGUCCCUGAGUAACUUAAAAGGAAGCAUUUCGGAGUGGUUGUCAUCCCAGGACAUCCCAAAAUGGCUGCCUGUCAGGUAACACUAGUUAGAUUCCAAAAGAUUAUUUUUUUGCCAUUUAAAAAACCCAUUUAACAAUCCUAAUGCUUUAACAGGGUGUCAAAUAUUAUAAUCUAACUGUUUUUAUUACAUCCCCUGAAUUAAUAAUAAAAUAAGCUAUGAAAAUUGCUAUGGAAAACCUGACAUGACGUAUUUGUCACAGCAGCUAAACUGCUAAUAAUAAUAAAUAUAUGUUCUUUCAUUCAAUUCAAAGUACAUUUGUGGUAAUAAUUAUGAUAACCCAGAAAGAGGCAGAUGUGGUCUGAUAGUGGAUGUCUAAAAAUGUCUUCGAAAUUGAAUAAUGUUUUUCUUCACUUCUGACACGGACAUUUUAUGUAGAUGUACGCAACAGUGUGACAACUAGCAUGCCGUGAGAUAAGCGUAUAUUGGUGAUCAACUCCUCCUUAGUUGUACGGUUAACAUUCACACUGAACACAAGAACUGAUAUUGACUGAAAACACUUCACUGACUUUUGACUCCGCUUGGACUCACAAAGCAAACGUUUGAAUUGCACUCUUGGUAGAAGACGAGCGGGACAUGAACUUGUUUCAGCACUGUGGUUCAAAGGCUGACAGUGUGUCAUCCUUGAAGAUAACAUCAGAGACGACUUUUCACCGGGAGCCCUGGGAAGCCUGGGAGCGUAAUGUGUGGGGACUGAAGGGCAAAGACGUUUCAUCCCUUAAAUUCCAAACAGCUUCAGGGAGUAUUUGUACAGUUACUGCAAAAUCUCUGUCUAAAAACACAUUGGGUUACGAACAAGUUCCGUUACCGUUACUGUUCGCAGUGGAAUAUUUUCCACUGAUGAGUACUGUAACAUGUAUGUGCAAGACACCAACAGUCAACAGGAAGGUUCCUGAUCAGUGGGGAUGCCUCCAAAGCAGGUGUGUGGAAAAGGAACUCAGUUUCACUUUAGAGACCACUUGGCUGGGGGCUGACCGUUCUCUCCAGCACUGGCAUUACAAUUGUUGUAUACACGCCUUUUAAUAGUAAAUUGUAAACCUUACUUGAGACUCUUAGCAUUAUUUCACAGGUGGUAGAACAAAAGAAUCUGGGCGGACUUCGCCCUGGUAAAAAGUACCUAACAGAGCUUAUACUGCACCAACAUUGACUCAUAAGUCACUCACACAGUAAACAGAACAAUAUUGGCCAAUGUUGAUGGGCAUGCCUCCAAAAUGCCAACUGAUAUGCAAUGUUACCCUUCCUCGGUGUUGCUGAGCAGGCACACGCUGCAUUCUUGCCGCACGCCGUGCGUAUUCUUCUAAAUAACUAAACUAAAAUAAAUACAACAAAAUACAAUUUACUUAUUACAUAUAAUUGUUUUAGCAAAAUACAGUCAAUAGUGCAAUGUAACUAAACACUACUAUUCAAGAUUCAAGAGUUUUAUUGUCAUAUGCACAGUAAAACAGGCUACUACGCAAUGAAAUCCUUAUUGUGUUCAUUCUACUAUUGACACCCAUUCAAAUUCUUUGGCUUUUUGCCCAAAAAGACCUCCGUUUCCAAUGACUUAUUCCUUGAGGUAAGGCGAUUUAACAAAAUAUGAACAUUGGCGAUUCAGCAUUCAAGGUCCCCGUAAAGUUGUGCUUUUUUUUGGUCUGAAAAAAGGUGUUUUUUUUU